Kickxella alabastrina is the source of this 529-nucleotide messenger RNA. RefSeq lists its product as uncharacterized. The coding region runs from base 134 to 403 and encodes 89 amino acids. The record is from RefSeq and is a predicted model, not a curated record. NCBI's taxonomy places the organism in Eukaryota, Fungi, Kickxellomycota, Kickxellomycetes, Kickxellales, Kickxellaceae. The transcript has a single exon.
UUUUUUUGCAAUUUUCGUGUUAUUUUUCGUUCUGUUUUUAAUAUUCUUGUUUGUCGCGUUGCACACAUACUUAUUUUUUUACUUUAAUCAAACUAUUACUUCUACUUAAAAUAACCACACAUCUAUAUUUGACAUGUCGACACUCAACAUGCCAUUGGGACAAGGCUGCGACGUUGCCGGGAUUGCCUCAGAGUGGGACAAAGACUGGCAUAUUGCCUCCCUGUUUAUCAUCAUAGGCACAAGCGCAGUCGGCGUAUUCUUGCCAAUAAUCAGUCAAACAACUCGCGGCGUUAGCGGGCUGGGCGUACCCAGCUUUGCCAUCCAGCUCGGGCAGUUCUUUGGUGCCGGAGUUAUUAUUGCCACAGCUUUCAUCCACCUAUUCCCCGCGGCAAAUCUGCGUUGACCAAUCCGUGCUUGGGCAGCUUCUCCGACAGAUAUGGUGCGUGGGCUAGUUUAAUUGCCAUGACCUCUGUUUUCACGAUGCAUAGCAUUGAGUGGUGGCUCGUUGAGGCGUGGCUUGAUCGCACGG